AGCCAAUCGAGACAGUGUCGCGCACACACCAGCAAUUGCACCAAGAACCAGCAUGAGCAAGCGCGUCAAGGUGCAUCUCCAGCACCAAGAGGCUUUUGACAGCACAGCUCCCGUCGUUGCGACAUUCCGCAACGGCCCGCCGCCUCCGAACCAGCGAAAGGACUUGGCCUUCGAGGUGUUUGAGAACCCAGCAAAGAAGCAGCGUCUGGUCAUCGCCAGCUCCGAAAAAGUGGCGUAUCAAGGUGCCAACUUCGGCUACUUGGGCUCCAGCCACGACUUCGCCAAUUAUGCGGUGGGCGUGUACGACAGGAAGACCAAGGAGGUCCGACUGUGCAAUGUGAACCAGGUCUAUGUCAUGCAACAGGCCAUCAAGAACGCGUCUGAGAACGUGGAUGACAACCGUGGAGAAGACAAGAGCUUCAUGGAGCAGCGUCGCGAUCUCGUUGAAGUUUUCGGUAGCAAGAAGAGCAAACGUAUGCAGAAGAACCGCGAAGAGAACAUUGUUAACCUCGAGAACAUCAGUGGCGCUGCGUCGGUGUCUCAAACCCUGCAGAAGAAGAUCUCGGCCGCGCAACGCAAGCUCGAGGAGGAACGUGCACAGGACGGAAGCUACACGAAGGAGGGAGCGGCGCUCGCUGCUACCCGUAAUGCUCUCCUGCCGCCGUGCGAUGUGGAUGCUCCUACACCCGACCGCGUCUACGACCUCACCAAGUUUAUGGAUAACAACGUUAUGGACUCGUUGACCAUCAUGGCUGAGGAGGUUAUCCAGGCCUUGCAGACUGCUAGUGUGGCUGAGUAUGCCGCUAGUUUGAACCUUGCGUCGCUGCCUACACGGCUGAUGCUGUCUCUGCCUGCGCCGUACGACGUGAACAAAAUGUGCCUCGUCGUGUACCUGGCCUACAUGAUCGACUUCUACAACUCGCGCUUCCCUCUGCGUAAAUCGGCCGCCGUAUUCAGUGAGGAAAAGGGCAUUCCACUUGUGAUUGUACGUCACUUGUUGAAGCUCUUUACGGAUAUCAGCGAGGGCGACAAUGGCUACCCAUCGUAUUUCCAGUCCAAGGCUAUGAAGGACAAACUCAGUCUGCACCUCAUCGUGGUGGCACUUAGUGUGAAUGGCUUCACUUUGGAUCUCACGGAGGUUGGCAACGAUCUCAAGAAAUCUUCCAUCCACAUUCAGGCAUACGCUCGCCAACUCGGCUGUGUCGUCGAGAAGGCCAAGGCGGACGCUGCCGUCUACGGCGGUGCGGCGUCGCUGGCAUCUAAGAAGCAGAUUUAUCGUGCUGUGCUUUCCGUGCCACUCCACUUCCCGCUCCCCAAGCGUGGGGGUCUAGCUCGUCGAUAA
Messenger RNA from Phytophthora infestans T30-4, 1342 nucleotides. RefSeq lists its product as uncharacterized. Gene Ontology annotation, cellular component: RNA polymerase I complex. Gene Ontology annotation, molecular function: DNA binding. Gene Ontology annotation, biological process: transcription elongation by RNA polymerase I; nucleolar large rRNA transcription by RNA polymerase I; RNA polymerase I preinitiation complex assembly. Bases 53 to 1342 code for a protein of 429 amino acids. The record is from RefSeq and is a predicted model, not a curated record. The transcript is spliced from 3 exons. Lineage: Eukaryota; Oomycota; Peronosporomycetes; Peronosporales; Peronosporaceae.